AUGACACAGAGCGUUGAACAAGAAGUGAAUGUAGACACGGUAUUAAGUUACGGAGCAAUCUAUCGCCAACAGCUUUAUUCCACAAUAAAAUUAUCGCCUUCCAAUCUAAUCUCGAAUCACGCUACAGAUCAGCGGCACGUUGUCGACUCCGAGAACAGUCUGCCUUUCACUGUGGGAGAGCCUGCUCUGAACAAGCAUGAUGGACAACUAGAGUUGCUGUAUAAGAACAGAAGAUGUGAAACCCCUUUCUUUAGCAUUCUGACGGGCAUUACACAACGAUUCAUUUUGUCACCAUUCCUUCACAUACUAAUAAUAGAUUCAGUAUUCAAAAAAACUGUGGACCACUCGAACAUGUGCAUACGAUGGAGUCAGCAACCUAACCUUAGGGAUCUGAAUUUUGCUGGUGAUACCGUUAUUCUGGUAGAAACGCCACCGAGCGUGGUGGGGCAGUGGAAUCGUAGAAUGGCGCUGCUUGUCGCCAGUCGUCAUUUUAGGCAACAGUUUUAA
Molecule: messenger RNA, 507 nt
Organism: Schistocerca serialis cubense
Lineage: Eukaryota; Metazoa; Arthropoda; Insecta; Orthoptera; Acrididae
Exons: 4
Coding region: 1-507 (168 amino acids)
Source: RefSeq, a predicted model, not a curated record